Messenger RNA from Coffea eugenioides, 1458 nucleotides. RefSeq names its product palmitoyl-monogalactosyldiacylglycerol delta-7 desaturase, chloroplastic. Bases 131 to 1249 code for a protein of 372 amino acids. Gene Ontology annotation, molecular function: oxidoreductase activity, acting on paired donors, with oxidation of a pair of donors resulting in the reduction of molecular oxygen to two molecules of water. Gene Ontology annotation, biological process: lipid metabolic process. Gene Ontology annotation, cellular component: endoplasmic reticulum membrane. NCBI's taxonomy places the organism in Eukaryota, Viridiplantae, Streptophyta, Magnoliopsida, Gentianales, Rubiaceae. The transcript has 5 exons. The record is from RefSeq and is a predicted model, not a curated record.
CUCAACGGUUUGACCACAGAAAAUCUUCCCUGGCUCCUACACCAAAUAACCUUGAUAACUCAAUUUUUGAGAAACCCCUCAAUAAAACAAGGGCCUUCUUGCCCGUAUUCAACAUCCCAAGGCCUAAAAGAUGGCUUUUUUAGCAACACCAUCACCUAGAGCUAAAUCCUGUUCCUUUGCACCUCUUCAGUGCUCAAAUCAAAGGCCAAGACGAGUCAUAUUUCAUGAAUUGAAUUCAUUGAGUAAAAAUGCCAAAUAUACGCUCCAAAUUUCGUAUUUGCGUGCACAAAGAGUGAAGAGAGUAAUUCCAAUUGUCAGGGCAGCAUCAGCGCCAGUGGAAGAAAGUGAAGAAAAAUCAAGAAUUGGGAGGAUUUUACUAUCCGACGUGGUGGUGAAGAGGAAAAGGAAUGUGUAUUGGGGUAGAAAGUGGAAUUCUUUGGACAUUGGUACAGUUGGGGUGGUGGCGGCCAUGCAUUUUUUGAGUCUUUUUGCUCCAUUUACAUUCAAUUGGGGUGCUUUUUGGAUUGCUGUUGGAUUGUAUGUGAUCACAGGGCUCUUGGGUAUCACCCUUUCUUUUCAUCGAAACCUUUCCCACAGGAGUUUCAAACUUCCUAAGUGGCUUGAAUAUUUCUUUGCCUAUUGUGGUGUCCAAGCACUUCAGGGGAAUCCAAUUGACUGGGUGAGUACACAUAGAUACCACCAUCAAUUUUGUGAUUCCGACAAAGAUCCUCACAGCCCCAUUGAAGGAUUUUGGUUCAGUCACAUGAGUUGGCUCUUUGACACUAAUGCUGUUGUGAAGAGGUGUGGAAAUCCCACCAAUGUUGUUGAUUUGGAGAAGCAGCCGUUCUAUAAAUUCCUCCAAAGCAGUUAUAUUAUCCAUCCAAUAGCAUUUGCAGCUAUCUUGUAUGCGGUUGGAGGGUUUCCUUAUAUUGUUUGGGGAAUGGGAGUGAGAAUCGUGUGGGUAUACCACAUCACUUGGUUUGUGAAUUCAGCUUGCCAUGUUUGGGGAAAUCAGGUCUGGAACACCGGUGAUCUCUCCCGGAAUAACUGGUGGGUUGCAUUGCUUGCAUUUGGAGAGGGCUGGCAUAACAAUCACCAUGCUUUCGAACAUUCAGCCAGACAUGGACUGGAAUGGUGGCAAAUUGACGUGACUUGGUAUGUAGUGAGGCUACUUCAAGCGAUUGGAUUGGCCACUGCUGUUAAGCUACCGACCGAAUCUCAGAAGCAGAGAAUGGCCAUCAACAAUUGAUUACAGGAUUUGUCAUUGAUUCAUUGGAGGGUUAAUUUUGCGAUUGAAGAUUAAAAGUACUUGUAGUUCAUUACUUCGAACAGACUUUGGUUAGCCGAUUUUCUUGACUGUCCCAUAUUUGUUUGGAAUGUCACCAUUUACUGCUACUAGUCUACCAUGACCUGUCUGUUUUCCUAUACAGCAGAUCGUGACAUUUUUAGAUUUUCAUU